GCGUUCGGGGGCGCGCAGGCAGCAUGGCCGAGCAGGGCCUGGAGAUGGCCGCCCUCAUCCCCGCGCUCCGGGACCUGGCCAGUGCCAGCCCCGAGGAAUACAAUACUGUUGUGCAGAAACCAAGACAGAUUCUCUGUCAGUUCAUUGACAGAAUACUUACAGAUGUAGAUGUUGUUGCUCUGGAACUUAGUAAGAAAACUGACUCUCAGCCAAGUUCUGUGAUACUGCUUGAUUUCAUUCAGCACAUUAUGAAAUCUUCCCCACUAAUGUUUGUAAAUUUCUUGGGAAGCCCUCAAGAAAAUGAGGCCGAAGAAAAUUGUCUUGAAUUUAGUAACUGGAUCGUCACAAGACUUCUGCGAAUCGCUGCAACUCCUUCCUGUCACCCGCUACACAAGAAUAUAUGCGAAGUUCUCCGGUCUCUGUUGUUUCUGUUUAAAAUCAAGAAUCCCAGGAUUUUCGGUCUCCUGACGAGAGAAUUGUUGCAUGUCUUUGAAGAUUUGAUUUGCUUGCACCAGAAGAAUGUUUGGGGACAUCUGAUGGACUGGCCAGUGGUCAUCCGCAGAUUUUUAAAUAACCCGAAUGAACUCCGCGGCAAUUUACAUUCCGCUUCCUUAGAGUUGUUGAGCAUGCAAAACGUGGAACUCGUUGGGAGUACGUUACUGACUGUUUUGAUAGACAUCGUUCCGACCAUGUUCUUCAGGAGACAGGAUCUUUUAUGUUGGGAAAUCGGCUGCUCCUUGCUGGAGUACGGUAGCCCCGAAGUGAAAGCGUCGGCCUUGAGGCUCUUAACGCGAUUGAUCCGAUUUGGGGGACCCCCGGAACAGAUCGCCAGCGUUUUCUUCCCGGUGUUUUUGGAACUGUUGAAGCACCUCCCUAAAAUGAACGAGACCGAACUGAGACUUUACGAAGGACCCUUCUCACGUCUGGUGGGGACGCUUUUCCCGUUCGAAGAGGACGCGUAUAAAAACAUCGAACCGAUCUACCUGAGCAUGCUGCUGCAGAAACUUUGCGUCCUCUUCGAAGCCGGGGUGCUUCUGCUGCUGAAAUCUGAAAUGCUCAAAGCUGCUCUGUGUCACCUGCUUCAGUAUUUCCUGCAGUUCGUGCCGGCCGGGUACGAAUCCGCUUCGCAGGUUAGGAAGGCCUACGUAAACAACAUCUGCAGAGCUUUUGUGGAUGCACUCGGAACUCAGGAGGAACAGGAGUAUUGGUUGGGCCCACUUUUUGCUGAAUUAAAAAUGGAAAGUCUGGAAGUCAUUCAGGAGUUUCAGCUCCAAAUGGAGCAGGCUGUGUCUGAUACAGAUGGAUGGAACAGCAGUAGUGAUGAAAUCUCAGAAAAAAGGCGACGGAUAAAUCUGUCAUGGAAACAUUCGGAGAACCCAGAACCUCAGUCGGAAGAGAUUAGCCACGUGGACAUGAGCAAGAAAAGUACAUUAUGGAAUGCACUGGGGAAGAAAGCUGAAUCUCUUCUGACUCCCACUGAAGAAGCUACUCUGGCAAAUUCUGUUAUUCCAAAAAUGGAAGGUAUUUCUGUUGUCUUGCGGCUAGCUGCCCUGUGCACUGUUCACUGUGGUCCGCAGAACUUACGCAGUUGCCUGGAUUAUAAAGAUGUUGACGUGGGUAGCUUUAGCCGUCAUAAACGGAAGAUGAGAUCUUCAGACACAGUAGUAAAUUUAGACCUAACUUGGAUCUCUUUGGACGUUAUCACAAAAGUGCUAAAGUUCUGUAGGAGUUUCAUUGAAUCUUCAGUUCAGAUAUCUGACCUGGAACCAGUAAUUGAUAGACUGGUGAAAAUUUAUGAUGCUGUGUUUUAUAUGCAAGUAAAGUGCCCAUUUGAAGAGCAGAUCCUUGAGGACAUUUGCGGAAUAUUGUCUCUGCCGUGGAUUUGCAACCACUCUGAUGAGGAUUCUUAUAAAUUAACCCCAUUUGGCACUAGUCUUUUGGCUGUGAGUCAGAGGAUUUCAGAUUGUUUUUCCCCACAGGUUCAGGCUCAAUGUGUAUUUCUUCUGACUCUGCUCCCCAAAAACAUAUUCCUUGAGUGGAGAACAGCAGUGUUCUAUUGGGCACUGCAAAGUUCUCAUGAAAUUAUCCGGGCCAGUUGUGUUAAAGCGUUUCCUCUCAUGCUGCAUCAACAGAUUACAGACUCUUGCAAAGUUCCCAAGAAGUUCAUAGAUCAAGUCAAAGAGGAUUCCGACUUGGUCAAAAAGGAAUUUGCCAGCGUACUUGGACAGCUGAGCUGUAGCCUUUGUGGCACAUUUGAGUUAAAACCACCUGUAACAGAACCUGCCUUGGAACAUGGAACUGGUGGUUUCUUCUGUAAAAACCUCACAGCUACUUCUCAUGAGCACACAUGUUCUCUACUGCAAGCCUCUGUUUUCAAGCCUUUCCUUUUCCUUCUAAAAAGAAAGGUGCCCAGCGCAGUAAAAUUAGCAUUUGUGGAUAGUAUACCUGACCUCUGCAAGCACCUCAAUUUUAGGGAACCUGAAGCAGAUGUAAAAGACAUCCUCGGUGCUCUAUUAAAUUUAAUGGUAGACCCGGACAAGGAUGUAAGAAUGGCUUUCAGCGAAAACAUCAGGCACAUAUUAGAAUCAGUGGACCCUGAAGAUGGAUUUAUAAAAGAGCUUUUUGUCUCAAGAAUGAGAGAAGCAUAUACGCACGCUCAAAUAUCAAGAAAUAAUGAACUGAAGGAUACCUUGAUUCUUACGACGGGGGAUAUCGGAAGGGCGGCAAAAGGUGACUUGGUGCCAUUUUCACUGUUGCACCUGUUGCACUGUUUGCUAUCCAAGUCAUCCUCUAUCUCCGGCGCAGCCUAUACGGAAAUCAGAGCCCUGGCCGCAGCCAAGUGUGUUAAACUGCAAGCGUUUUUCAGCCAGUACAAGAAGCCGAUCUGUCAGUUUUUGGUGGAAGCCCUCCACUCCGGCAGGAUGACCUCCCGUCCCGACACCCCAGACCAGAAUGACGAGGAGCGGAAACAAGAUGCCGCUCACCGGAGGGAGAUGGCCCUCGACACCUUGUCCGAAAUCGCCAAUGUUUUUGACUUCCCUGAUCUUAAUCGUUUCUUAACUAGGACCCUACAAGUGCUGCUGCCCGAUCUUGCUGCCAAAGCCAGUCCCACAGCCUCUGCCCUCAUUCGAACCAUAGCAAAGCAGCUAAACGUAAACCGAAGAGAGAUCCUGAUCAACAACUUUAAAUACAUCUUUUCUCACUUAGUAUGUUCCUGUUCCAAGGAUGAACUGGAAUGUGCACUUCACUUCCUCAAGAAUGAAACAGAGAUAGAAUUGGGAAGCUUGCUGAGGCUGGACUUCCAGGGACUGCAUAACGAAUUGCUGCUCCGCAUCGGAGAUCACUAUCAACAGGUGUUCAACGGGCUGUCGAUUCUCGCCUCCUUUGCCUCCAGCGAUGACCCGUAUCAGGGCCCAAAAGACAUCACGUCACCUGAACUGAUGGCUGAUUAUCUGCAACCCAAGUUGUUGGGCAUUUUGGCCUUUUUUAAUAUGCAGUUAAUGAGCUCUAGCGUUAGCAUUGAAGAUAAGAAAAUGGCUUUGAACAGUCUGAUGUCUCUGAUGAAGCUGAUGGGACCCAAACAUAUAAGUUCUGUGAGAGUGAAGAUGAUGACCACACUGAGGACGGGUCUCCGCUACAAGGACGACUUUCCAGAUUUAUGUUGCAGAGCUUGGGAUUGUUUCGUUCGAAGUCUGGACCAGUCUUACCUCGGCUCCCUCCUAAGUCACGUGAUAGUAGCUUUGUUACCUCUCAUGAACAUCCAGCCUAAAGAGACCGCCGCUGUUUUCCGUUUCCUCAUCAUUGAUAACAGGGAUGCAGUACAGGACUUCCUUCACGAAAUAUAUUUUCUACCGGAUCAUCCGGAAGUGAAAGCGAUAAAAGCAGUCCUUCAAGAAUAUAGAAAGGAGACGUCCAAAAGCACCGACCUGCAGAGAGCCCUCGAGCUGUCCAUGAGAGCGAUUCAGCAUGAGAACGUAGAUGUCAGAAUCCAUGCUCUGACCAGUUUGAAGGAGACGUUAUAUAAAAACCAGGAAAAAUUGAUAAAGUACGCCACAGACAGUGAGACGGUGGAACCGGUGAUCUCCCAGCUGGUGACCGUGCUUUUGAAAGGUUGCCAGGAUGCAAACUCGCAAGCUCGAUUACUUUGUGGGGAAUGUUUAGGGGAACUCGGAGCAAUUGAUCCAGGUAGGCUAGAUUUCUCAACGAGUGAAGCCCAAGGAAAAGAUUUUACAUUUGUGACUGGAGUGGAAGAUCCCAAUUUUGCCUAUGGGUUGUUGAUGGAGUUAGCCAGAGCCUUCCUUGCCAAUGCUGAUAAUGUCCGAGCUCAGGAUUCGGCUGCUUAUGCCAUUCAGGAGUUACUUUCCAUUUAUGAGUGCAGAGAGAUGAAGACUGAUAGCUCAGGCCACAGACUCUGGAGAAGAUUCCCAGAGCAUGUUUGGGAAAUAUUAGAGCCACAUUUAAAUACAAGGUAUAAGAGCUCUCAGAAGACUACAGAUUGGUCUCAAGUGAAGAAGCCAAUAUACUUAAGCAAAUUAGGCAACAACUUUGCAGAAUGGUCAGCAACCUGGGCAGGGUAUCUUAUAACAAAGGUUCGCCAUGAUCUUGCUAGUAAAGUCUUCAACUGCUGUAGCAUUAUGAUGAAGCAUGACUUCAAGGUGACAAUCUACCUUCUUCCGCACAUUCUUGUCUACGUUUUGCUGGGAAGUAACGAAGAUCAGCAAGAGGUUUAUGAUGAGAUUAUGGCAGUUCUAAAGAAUGACGACCCCCACAUGGCAAGACUCCAGGAUAGUGCGUCAGACUUGAGCCAGCUCAGCACCCAGACCGUCUUCUCCAUGCUCGACCAUCUUACGCAGUGGGCCAGGCACAAGUUUCAGGCACUUAACGCUGAGAAAGUUUCUCAUAACAAAUCAAGCAAAGAUAAGGCAGAUCUGAAUCUAUCCAAGGAAGGCCUUGACGAAUAUGAGAGUGUAACACAUUUUCUAGACCUCAUACCUCAAGACACAUUAGCUGUUGCUUCCUUCCGCUCCAAAGCGUACACCAGGGCGGUGAUGCACUUUGAGUCGUUCAUCACAGAAAAGAAGCAAGAUAUUCAGGAACAUCUUGGAUUUCUACAGAAAUUGUAUGCAGCCAUGCAUGAACCAGACGGCGUGGCUGGCGUAAGUGCAAUUCGGAAAGCGGAGCCAACCCUAAAAGAGCAAAUCCUAGAGCAUGAAAGCAUUGGAUUACUGAGGGAUGCCACAGCCUGCUAUGACAGAGCUAUUCAGCUAGAGCCUGACCAGAUCAUUCACUACCAUGGUGUAGUAAAGUCCAUGUUAGGUCUUGGUCAGUUGUCAACCGUAAUCACUCAGGUGAAUGGAGUGAAUGCUAACAGGUGUGAGUGGACGGAUGAAUUAAACGCAUACAGAGUGGAGGCAGCGUGGAAAUUAUCCCAGUGGGAUUUAGUGGAAAAUUAUCUGGCUACAGAUGGCAAGUCCACAGCGUGGAGUGUCCGACUGGGGCAGCUGUUGUUAUGUGCGAAAAAAAAAGAUUCCACCGCUUUUUAUGAGACGUUGAAAGUGGUUAGAGCCGAACAGAUAGUUCCUCUUUCGGCUGCCAGCUUUGAAAGAGGCUCCUACCAGCGAGGAUACGAGUAUAUCGUCAGGUUGCACAUGCUCUGUGAAUUAGAGCAUAGCGUCAGACCCCUGCUCCAGCUAUCUCACAGUGACAGUGACCCUGGAGAUUCCCUGAACUGGUUGGCUCGUUUAGAGAUGACCCAGAAUUCAUACAGAGCCAAGGAACCCAUUUUGGCACUUCGGCGGGCUUUGUUAAGCCUCAACAAAGGGCCUGAUUACGGCGAGCUGGUCGGCGAAUGCUGGCUGCAGAGCGCCCGGGUGGCCCGAAAGGCCGGACAUCACCAGACAGCUUACAACGCUCUCCUGAAUGCGGGGGAAUCCCAUCUGGCUGAACUGUAUGUGGAAAGAGCCAAGUGGCUGUGGUCCAAGGCCGAAGUUCAUCAGGCCCUGAUAGUUCUUCAGAAAGGAGUCGAACUAUGCUUUCCGGAGAACGCAGCCCCUACCGACAGCAGGAAUCUGCUGAUCCACGGUCGAGCCAUGCUGCUGGUGGGCCGUUUUAUGGAAGAAACAGCCAACUUUGAAAGCAAUGCAGUUAUGAAAAAAUAUAAGGAUGUUACGUCCUGUUUGCCAGAAUGGGAGGAUGGGCACUUUUACCUUGCUAAAUAUUACGAUAAACUGAUGCCUAUGGUAACUGAUAACAAGAUGGAAAAGCAGGGGGAUCUGAUUCGAUAUAUUGUCCUUCAUUUUGGAAGGUCUCUGCAGUUUGGAAACCAGUUUAUCUAUCAGUCGAUGCCCAGAAUGUUAUCUCUGUGGCUUGAUUUUGGUGCUAAAGCCUAUGAAUGGGAAAAAGCUGGUCGUUCUGAUCGGAUACAAAUGAGAAACGAAUUAGCUAAAAUAAACAAAGUGAUCACAGAACACACAAAUCACUUGGCUCCUUAUCAGUUUUUGACAGCUUUUUCUCAGUUGAUAUCAAGAAUCUGUCACUCUCACAAUGAAGUCUUCGUUGUUCUGAUGGAGAUUGUUGCCAAAGUGUUUCUGGCCUAUCCUCAGCAGGCAAUGUGGAUGAUGACAGCUGUAUCUAAGUCAUCUUAUCCAAUGCGGGUGAAUAGAUGCAAGGAAAUCCUAAACAAAGCUAUCCACAUGAAAGAAUCAUUGGGGAAGUUUAUUGGAGAUGCAACUCGCCUGACAGAUAAGCUUUUAGAACUAUGUAACAAACAGGUUGACGGUAACAGCUCCACGUUGAGCAUGAGUGUCCACUUCAGAAUGCUUAAGAAGCUUGUAGAAGAAAAGACUUUCAGUGAAAUCCUCAUUCCUCUGCAGUCAGUAAUGAUACCGACUCUCCCGUCAACCUCCGGCACCCACACCAACCACGACCCAUUCCCGGGGCUCUGGGCCUACAUCGCAGGCUUCGAUGAUGUGGUGGAAAUUCUGCCAUCUCUUCAGAAACCAAAGAAGAUUUCUCUGAAAGGCUCCGACGGAAAAUUCUACAUCAUGAUGUGUAAACCAAAAGAUGACCUCAGGAAGGACUGUAGACUCAUGGAGUUUAACUCCUUGAUUAACAAGUGCUUGCGCAAGGAUGCAGAGUCUCGAAGAAGAGAGCUGCAUAUCCGAACCUAUGCAGUUAUCCCCCUGAAUGAUGAAUGUGGGAUUAUUGAAUGGGUCAACAAUACUGCUGGCUUGCGACCUAUCCUGACCAAACUCUACAAGGAGAAAGGAGGCUACAUGACUGGGAAGGAGCUCCGCCAGUGCAUGCUUCCCAAGACCUCGACUUUAGCGGAAAAACUGAAGAUGUUCCGGGAACAUCUCCUGCCCCGGCACCCUCCCGUCUUCUACGAGUGGUUUCUGAGAACAUUUCCCGAUCCCACGUCCUGGUACAGCAGCCGGUCAGCGUAUUGCCGUUCCACUGCAGUCAUGUCCAUGGUGGGCUACAUCCUGGGCCUCGGAGACCGACACGGGGAAAACAUUCUGUUUGAUUCCUUGACUGGCGAAUGUGUGCAUGUGGAUUUCAACUGCCUGUUCAAUAAGGGGGAAACCUUUGAGGUCCCAGAAGUCGUGCCGUUCCGCUUAACCCGUAACAUGGUUAAUGGGAUGGGCCCAAUGGGAACGGAAGGGUUGUUUCGGAGAGCUUGCGAGGUCACCAUGAGGCUCAUGCGGGACCAGAGAGAGCCCUUAAUGAGUGUCUUAAAGACUUUUCUUCAUGAUCCUCUUGUGGAAUGGAGUAAACCAGUGAAAGGAAGUUCCAAAGCACAAGUGAAUGAAACGGGGGAAGUUAUCAAUGAAAAGGCCAAGACCCAUGUCCUCGAUAUAGAGCAGCGCCUGCAAGGCGUAAUUAAGACCAGGAAUAGAGUAAAGGGUCUGCCCUUGUCCAUCGAAGGCCACGUCCAUUACCUCAUCCAAGAAGCGACCGAUGAAAACUUGCUCUGCCAGAUGUACCUCGGUUGGACUCCGUACCUGUGAGGGCCGAGUGGGGCAAAAGGACGAGCCUACAACCGACAGAGCAUGAGACGGAUGCAGCUCGGAGGUCCAGCUGGCCUGGGCUCCCGGACCGAAGCCCGCGCCCCUCCGAGACACCUUUUGAAGACUUUGCACAGGCGAUGUAAAUUAUUUGUUGAUAUGAAUAGCCAGACUAUUAAAUAUGAUGUUCGCUCCGU
Molecule: messenger RNA, 8203 nt
Organism: Ornithorhynchus anatinus (platypus)
Lineage: Eukaryota; Metazoa; Chordata; Mammalia; Monotremata; Ornithorhynchidae
Gene: ATR
Product: ATR serine/threonine kinase
Exons: 47
Coding region: 24-8009 (2661 amino acids)
Biological process (GO): protein phosphorylation; DNA damage checkpoint signaling; telomere maintenance
Cellular component (GO): nucleus
Molecular function (GO): protein serine/threonine kinase activity; protein binding
Source: RefSeq, a predicted model, not a curated record